AUGAGAGAGAGAUACUUAAAAGCAGUGUUGAGACAAGAUGUGGGUUACUUUGAUCUUCAUGUCACAAGCACUUCUGAUGUUAUUACAAGUGUUUCUAGUGACAGCCUUGUCAUCCAAGACGUCCUCAGUGAAAAGUUACCGAACUUUAUGAUGAACGCAUCUGCGUUUGUCGCAAGCUAUACAGUGGCUUUCAUCAUGCUAUGGAGACUCACAAUCGUUGGCUUCCCGUUCGUCGUUCUCCUCUUGAUCCCUGGCCUGAUGUAUGGACGUGCUCUCAUCAGCAUCUCGAGGAAAAUACGUGAAGAGUACAAUGAAGCUGGUUCUAUAGCCGAGCAAGCCAUCUCGUUGGUGCGAACCGUCUAUGCAUUUGGUAGUGAGACGAAGUUGAUAGCUAAAUUCUCACUUGCGCUUCAAGGCUCGGUGAAGCUAGGGCUGAGACAAGGGCUAGUUAAAGGUAUCUCUAUUGGGAGCAAUGGUAUUAUUUACGCCAUUUGGGCGUUCAUGACAUGGUAUGGAAGUCGGAUGGUUAUGUACCAUGGUGCCAAAGGUGGUACCAUCUUUGCAGUCAUCAUUUGCCUUACCUUUGGCGGCACAUCACUUGGUCGAGGUUUGUCGAAUCUCAAAGACUUUUCAGAGGCGGUUGUAGCAGGGGAAAGGAUCAUGGAAGUGAUAGAAAGAGUUCCAGAUAUUGACUCAGACAACCUUGAAGGUCAAACUCUAGAGAAAAUUAAAGGAGAAGUUGAAUUUAAGCAUGUGAAGUUCAUGUACCCCUCUAGACUAGAAACUCCAAUCUUUGAUGACUUCUGUUUGAGAGUUCCGUCAGGAAAAACUGUUGCUCUGGUUGGUGGAAGCGGGUCAGGAAAAUCAACCGUGUUGGCCCUAUUGCAGAGGUUUUACGACCCGGUGGCAGGAGAGAUUCUUCUUGAUGGUGUGUCCAUUAACAAGCUGCAAGUUAAUUGGUUGAGAUUGCAGAUGGGUUUAGUCAGCCAAGAGCCGGCUCUCUUCGCCACAUCAAUAGAGGAGAACAUCUUAUUUGGUAAAGAGGAUGCAUCCAUGGAUGAGGUGGUGCAAGCUGCAAAAGCCUCAAAUGCUCAUACCUUCAUCUCUCAGUUCCCUCAAGGAUACAAAACUCAGGUUCUUAUUUUGUUGGACCGUUCCACGACCAUUGAGCCGGAGAGUCCAAACGGAUACGUAACGGAGAAAAUAAAGGGCCAGAUAAGUUUUGUUAACGUGGACUUUGCUUAUCUUACACGACCAAACGUGGUUAUAUUCAAGAACUUGUCUAUUGAGAUAGAGGAAGGUAAGUCAACAGCUAUUGUCGGUCCAAGUGGUUCAGGUAAGUCAACGAUCAUUAGCUUGAUCGAACGGUUCUACGACCCGUUAAAGGGUUCUGUAAAAAUCGACGGUCGUGAUCUAAAGUCGUAUCAUUUGAGAUCAUUACGUAAACACAUAGCUUUGGUUAGCCAAGAGCCAGCUUUAUUCGCCGGGACCAUCAGAGAGAACAUAAUGUACGGUGGAUCGUCUGAGAAUAUCGACGAGUCGGAGAUUAUAGAGGCGGCGAAAAUAGCGAACGCUCAUGAUUUUAUUACAUCGCUAACAAACGGUUAUGACACGAACUGUGGAGACAGAGGUGUAUUGUUGUCGGGUGGGCAGAAACAGAGGAUUGCUAUAGCGCGUGCGGUUUUGAAGAACCCGUCAGUGCUCCUACUCGAUGAAGCGACGAGCGCUUUGGAUAGUCAGUCAGAGCGCGUGGUGCAAGACGCGCUGGAGCGAGUGAUGGUUGGUAGGACGAGUGUGGUGAUCGCUCAUAGGCUUAGUACGAUACAAAACUGCGACGUCAUCGCGGUUUUGGAUAAAGGGAAAGUAGUUGAAUGUGGGAACCACUCGUCGUUGCUGGCAAAGGGUCCCACGGGUGCUUAUUUCUCAUUGGUGAGUCUCCAAAGAAAUCUUUGUUGA
Molecule: messenger RNA, 1956 nt
Organism: Brassica oleracea var. oleracea
Lineage: Eukaryota; Viridiplantae; Streptophyta; Magnoliopsida; Brassicales; Brassicaceae
Product: ABC transporter B family member 22-like
Exons: 4
Coding region: 1-1956 (651 amino acids)
Biological process (GO): transmembrane transport
Cellular component (GO): membrane
Molecular function (GO): ATP binding; ATP hydrolysis activity; ABC-type transporter activity
Source: RefSeq, a predicted model, not a curated record